This is a messenger RNA of Dichotomopilus funicola, 1020 nucleotides long. RefSeq lists its product as uncharacterized. The record is from RefSeq and is a predicted model, not a curated record. The transcript has a single exon. Lineage: Eukaryota; Fungi; Ascomycota; Sordariomycetes; Sordariales; Chaetomiaceae. Bases 1 to 1020 code for a protein of 339 amino acids.
AUGGCCGACGCAUCCGCCCCCGACACCUCCGUGACGGCCCCGGCCCCAAUCGCCGACCUCCCCUCAGGCGACCCCAUCCCCUCCUCCGCGGCGCCCGCGAACGCACCCAAGCGCAAGCCCCUGCCCCUCGGCGCGCUCCUGGCCGCCCUCCCCUCCAACGCCGACUCCUUCCUAACCCGCCUCGAGAAAUGCCUGUCCACGCCGGCGGGCAUCGACACCGUCAUGCUGUUCCUCUGCUACACCUCCAAGUUCGGCUCAGCCGCGCUGGCUGCGCUGUCGCGGUCGGCCCUGCAGCGGUCGGCGCGGGAGUGGAUUGCCCUGGUGAGCACCCUGCCGCGGGGCACCACGGUGUUGUUUGCGUCGGCGGCGGCGUCUCCCAAGGCGGCGGCUGCGGGCGUAGGUGCGGGUGCGGCGGGCACGGCGGCCCGCGCGCUGGCGCUGUCGAAGAAAUUGGGGGCGUUGUCGGGGCUGUUGAGUGAGGCGCGGAUGAUCUUGCGGUUGUGGGCGCUGUUGGGGAUGUACUUUUGGGCGCGGAAGUUGGUGCGGCAGACGUUUUCCUCCAAACCGGCCAACGCGAAUGAGAAGGCAACGACAAACGGGUCGGUCGGGCCUACUAAGCUCGAGACGGCCGUCGAGUACCUCCGCCUCGCUCUGUGCAUCACCUUCCAGUCCCUCGAGAACGGCGCCUACCUCUCCGGCCGCGGCAUCCUUUCGUGGACGCCGGCACAGCAGGGCCAAGCGUACAAGUGGAGCGCCCGCUUCUGGGCUGCCUAUGUCGGCAUCGAGAUCGGCCGGCUCUUCGCCGAGCGGUUCGACAGCAGCAGCCACAGCGGCUUUGCGACAAAGUCGGCGGCGGAAAAGACUGAGUGGACGAAGAAGACGGCACGCCAGCUUGCGUGGGCGCCGCUGACGGUGCAUUGGGGCAGCGAGAAGGGGCUUGUGAGUGAUAUGACGGUUGGGUUGUUGGCGAGUAUUCCUGGUGUGAUUCAAAUGCGGGAUCUCUGGGCCUCUACAGCCUAA